UAUGAAUUGUCAAAUUUCUGUUUAUGGUAUUUGCUAAAAACUUUAGACUAAAGUAUGAUAUUUCAGUUUGAAUAUAUAUGUACAGACAGAAAAUGUAUGGCUAGCUUGCAGUAGUCUGACUAUAUAUUUGGUUAUAUAAGCCUGUGCAUGUCUUCACAUUUCUUACUCACACAUAAUAGAAGCAAAAUAAAAUAAAAAAAAAAAAUAUAGAGAGAGAGAGAACUAAGAAAGGUAAGGAUGGAUAGCAAGAAAGGGAGUGUGUGUGUGACUGGUGGAACAGGUUUUAUUGGCUCAUGGAUUGUGAAAAUGCUUCUUGAAGAUGGCUAUCACGUCAACACAACUUCAAGAAUUGAUCCAGAGCGCAAAAGGGACAUCAGCUUCCUGACGAGCCUCCCGGGCGCAUCUGAUAGGCUACGCAUCUUCAAUGCGGACCUCGACAGUCCCGAGACCUUCAGGCCCGCCAUCGAUGGCUGCAUCGGGCUUUUCCACGUGGCCCAUCCUCUGGAUUUUGAGGAGACAGAGCCCGAGGAUGUGAAGAUCAAACGGGUCACAACGGGCCUGCAGGGCAUCUUGCGGGCCUGCGCGGAUGUCAAGACCAUUAGGCGCGUGGUGUACACCUCCAGCAUCACGGCUGCAUGUGUGGGAGCUAAAACGGGCCCAUCGGGCCUGAUUGACGAGAGUUCCUGGACUGAUGUGGAGUUUGUAAGGAGGGAGAGGCCUUUUGGGGGCCCAUACUUUGUCACCAAGACGUUGGCUGAGAAAGCGGCCAUUGAUUGGGCCUACGAGCUUGGGCUGGAUCUCGUGUGCGUGUUGCCCACUUGGGUCACGGGCCCGUUUAUCUGCAAGCACAUGCCCGACUCUGUUUAUGUGUCCAUGGCCCUGAUUUUCGGGGAUAAGUUACAUUACAAGCAUGUUAAGGACACGAGUUUGGUUCAUGUUGACGAUGUUGCUAGAGCUCAUAUACAUUUGUUUGAGUACCCGAAUGCAAAUGGGCGAUACCUUUGCGCGGCUGAUGAGUUUACUAUAGAAAAACUAUGUGAAUUCAUUUCUGCUAGACACCCUGAAUACAAGAUGCCAAAUCCAGAAUCUUGGAAGGAUAUAAAACCCUUGAAAUUUUCGGGCGUGUCGACGAAGAAACUAGAGGAAACCGGGUUCAAGUAUGAAAGGGGGCUAGCUGAAAUGUUCGACGAUGCAAUUAAAAGCUGCAAGGAAAAGGGCUUUCUCUAAAUUUCUGAUUCAUCAAUUGUUGUUGUUAUUAUUUGCUCAUUAUGUGUUUUGUAUUAUUAUGCGUGUUUCUCAGUUGUUUUUCGUGCCUUUUGUAUUGUCGUGUUAAGUGGGAGUCGAGCUAAACGAACUCGUAUGUCAACUUGUUUAUAAGAAUUGUAUAAAUCAGUUCUCCCUUGCUCCCUUUGUCUCUUCCUUAUAUUCAAUUGUAUAAGAAUUUAUUUUU
Molecule: messenger RNA, 1450 nt
Organism: Striga asiatica
Lineage: Eukaryota; Viridiplantae; Streptophyta; Magnoliopsida; Lamiales; Orobanchaceae
Source: the annotation of a GenBank genome assembly